This is a messenger RNA of Perca flavescens (yellow perch), 2525 nucleotides long. RefSeq names its product endothelin receptor type B. Gene Ontology annotation, cellular component: plasma membrane. Lineage: Eukaryota; Metazoa; Chordata; Actinopteri; Perciformes; Percidae. Bases 1 to 1410 code for a protein of 469 amino acids. The transcript is spliced from 7 exons. Gene Ontology annotation, molecular function: endothelin receptor activity. Gene Ontology annotation, biological process: developmental pigmentation; regulation of blood pressure; endothelin receptor signaling pathway. The record is from RefSeq and is a predicted model, not a curated record.
AUGUAUUUUGGAGUCAAACAUGUGGAUUCAGAAAAGGUCUUUGGACCCAAAGCGGGCUCCAGAGUUCCCUCCACGUUCACCGCGAUGCUGGUCGUCUGGUGUUUGGCGUUUGUCGACCCGGUUGGUUGCCGCCACAGCAGCAGCAGCGGCGGCGGCGGCAACUUCUCAGAUCUGAUGCCGUCGGAGCCGCCUGACUUCCGCGGAGCCGGGCAGCCUCCGGUACCGGGUCGCGUCCAGACCUCGGACCACGGAGAGCCGCAUCGGGCGCAAGAGACCGCGAUCAAGCAGCUCCCGCAACUGGAGAAAGGACGAUCAAAACAAGUCAGCGAGCCGAAGCGCGAACGCGACAGGAAGCCCGACUCGUCUCCCUCCAACUCCUCGCUGGCGGUGGUCCAAGUGCGCCCGGGGUCGCCGCCGCCGCACUGCCUGCACGCCACGUCGAUAAAAACCGCCUUCAAGUACAUCAACACGGUGCUGUCCUGCGUCAUCUUCGCCGUGGGGAUCGUUGGAAACGCCACGCUGCUGAGGAUUAUCUGCCAAAAUAAAAGCAUGAGGAACGGACCCAACGCGCUGAUAGCCAGCCUGGCCCUGGGAGACCUGAUCUACAUCGCCAUCGACCUGCCGAUCAACGUCUACAAGCUUCUGGCAGGGCAGUGGCCGUUUGCCGACAGUGUGUGUGGUCUCUUCCUCUGUAAGCUGUUUCCCUUCCUGCAGAAAGCUUCAGUCGGCAUCACCGUCCUCAACCUGUGUGCUCUGAGUGUGGACAGGUAUCGUGCGGUGGCGUCCUGGUCCCGGGUGCAGGUAACGGGCGUUCCCACGGUAACGGCGGUGGAGAUCGUGGCGAUCUGGCUGCUGUCCCUGGCGCUGGCUGUGCCCGAGGCCUUCGGCUUCAACAUGGUCACUUUCGACUACAGGAACGUUACCAUCACGACCUGCAUGCUGCAGCCCAAGACGCCCUUCAUGAUGUUCUACCGGGAUGCGAAGGACUGGUUGCUGUUUGGCUUCUACUUCUGCGUUCCUGUGGUGUGUUCGGCCGUUUUCUACGGCCUGAUGACCUGCGAGAUGCUCCGACACCAGAAAGGAAGUCUGAGGAUCGCACUGAGUGAACACCUUAAACAGCGUAGGGAAGUAGCUAAAGCCGUGUUCUGCCUGGUGCUGAUCUUUGCUCUGUGCUGGUUCCCGCUCCAUCUGAGUCGCCUGCUGAAGUGGAUCGCCUACAAAUCCCAUGAUGCAAACCGCUGCGAACUGUUAAAUUUCCUGUUGGUGCUCGACUACUUCAGCAUCAACAUGGCAACCAUCAACUCCUGCAUCAACCCCAUAAUCCUCUACUUUGUCUCCAAGAAGUUCAAGAACUGCUUCAAGUACGCUGCCUCUCCACCACGGGACGAGCCUGCAGUACAAACACACUGACCCCUGACAGAGAGAUAGAGAAAGAGAGAAAGAGAGAGCGAGAGAGAGAGAGUCUGUAACCUCAUCUCCAACUCAUCAUCACGCACACUGAGAAGAGAGAUUGUUGCUUUACAGAUUAAUCACUAUAUCAAACCUCUAAUGCAGUGUUUUUCAACCUUUUUUGAGCCACGGUACAUUUUUUACAUAAAAAAAAAUCUCGCGGCACACCACCAACCCAAGAUUUUACAAAAUGACCCAUUGUAGCCUAAUAAAAAUCAGAAUCUCCAUUUUUCCUUUUUAAAAAUGUAUUCAUCGCUUUUGCAGGCUUACAUCGAUGAUCUCGGCCCUGCUGCUUACAUCCUGUCACUGCGGGAUGCGCGCGAAAGGUGGCAGUAAUUCUGUGGUCUUAAAUCAACAAGGUCGUUAUUGUGCUAUACUGCCACCUACUGAUACAGAAUAGUAUGUCAUUUCUCUGCCGGUCAUCAUAUUGCAGGCACAGAUGUCCAACAAUGGCACAUUGGUACAACAAAAAUUUGUUGGACCAAUUAAGUAAAAUAGGAUAAUUUCCCAAGGCACACUAGUGUGCCGCGGCAGAGUGGUUGAAAGUCACUGCUCUAAUGUUUAAUGUUUGACCUUUUUUCGUGGUGUAUUUAUUCAGGGCUAAAUAUUGUGUUUUAUUACAGACUAUAACUAAUUAUUGUUAUUAUUGUAUGGUGAUUUAUUGACCCACAUUAUAGGGCCAGAAGUAUGUGGACAACGACGUCAACAUGACUACUUGUGCUUUUGAUCUGGGGCUGUGUAUGACUGUAUGGGCCAGUGGUAUGAAUAGUCACUCAUAUUUACAGUCUAUGGUUACAACGCUGCGCCUGGCAAAACAACAACCUUGUAACUGAAAAACACUUACGCUAUGUUCACACUUGGACGUCUUUUUUGACAAGAAAAAGUUGACAUGGGCGCUUACGUAGUGAAAAAAAGAAAAGCUGGCCACGUAUUGGUUUUAAAAAGCUGCCUAAAGUGUCUUAUGUUGCUAUAACAACAGCUACUGCUACAGUAUCCUAGCUAGAGUGCUAUGUGGAGCGGUGCUAACGUUAGAUAAAACAAAGUGGUGGAGUGAGCUAGAGAAAGAACAGAGAGAA